AUGUCUGCGCCGCCAGGGUUGUCCGGAAAGACUGCGUAUCACUACUUCACCAAGGAUGGAGGCCCUCCGAACAAAGGAGCACCUCCCAGUGGGUCUUCAUCGUCCCAAGGACAGAUGAUGCCACCACCCUACUCAUUCAUGCCACCUUCUUGCGGAGCUCCGUCUUCUCAACCGGGUCCUAUCUUCGUCUCACCCAGUUCUGGCUUUCCUGGAGCUGUAUGCUUUCCUAAUGGGGGACCACCACAGCCGCCGCAGCCGCCAUCAUGGUUUCCGCCACCGGCGCCUCCUCCUCCCGGAGGGUCAGGUGGAGGGUUCAACGUCCCAGGCGCGGUGGCCCAUGCGGCAGCUCAACAACCCGAACCUCCAGUUAGUGGAAACCGUGUCAAAGAUCGACUUCUUGUGGUCAAGGAUAGCGGUGGUACCGGCUAUGUGGUGCCCAAGCACAACGUGACCUUUCAUCUCUUCACCCACAACAUCUUGGACAAGUAUCCUGUGAACACCAACAACCAAUUAUACAUACCUUCAAAUGCCUGUGAGCCUUUCCGUGUGAUGACUGCCGCAUGUUCGAUGCCAAUCGAGGAACUCAUUGAGCAGCUCGAUUGCAUCAAAGACGCUCCUCCAGGGUAUCCACGGUAUGCCAUUGGCAUUGCAGAAGCGUUUGACUGCGGUAAUGGAUGGUUCCAAAUCGGCACCAAGAUACAUUUGGACGAGUCCAAGGCAUCCAUGACCAUCAAACAACUCUGGGGAGAAAGUGUGGGUGAAGCAGGAGAGACCAGACCGCGGUAUCUGGUUCGUCUGCCGUGA
Messenger RNA from Exophiala viscosa, 804 nucleotides. RefSeq lists its product as uncharacterized. NCBI's taxonomy places the organism in Eukaryota, Fungi, Ascomycota, Eurotiomycetes, Chaetothyriales, Herpotrichiellaceae. The transcript has a single exon. The record is from RefSeq and is a predicted model, not a curated record. Bases 1 to 804 code for a protein of 267 amino acids.